This is a messenger RNA of Anarrhichthys ocellatus (wolf-eel), 2312 nucleotides long. RefSeq lists its product as uncharacterized. Lineage: Eukaryota; Metazoa; Chordata; Actinopteri; Perciformes; Anarhichadidae. The record is from RefSeq and is a predicted model, not a curated record. Bases 120 to 797 code for a protein of 225 amino acids. The transcript has 5 exons.
UCUUUGCUCCUCAAACUUACAACACGUAACUAAGUUCUGAGCAGACAAACCAUCUAACUAACCAGGAAAUAAGCACUUCCUUUUCUCUGUGCCUCCUCCACAAAUACAUUUCAGACGUGAUGCUGAACUUUCAGUCAGUCUUUGUCAGUCUGAUGGUCAUCAUGUUCAACCUAAACCAAGCAGCUCUUCUCUCCAUUCAACUAUUAGUUAUGUGCCAAGUCUUUGCAGAGAUUGAUCCAGUUGAGCACAGGGAUGAGCUGGUGUCCAGGGGAGACUCCGUCAUCUUCACCUGCAACAUAUCCGAGACAAAUGUAACGCAAAUCAAAUGGACCAGAGGCAGAUCUGUUUUUGUGUUUUCAAUCUUACUUAAUAAUACUUUUUCAAAUUUCACUUCUCACAAAAUAACAAUAGACAAAAGCUUACCUUCAAAGAUGAAUAUUGCUAAUGUUCAGCAUGACGAUGCAGGAACCUACAGAUGUUUUUUAAAUGGCAUAGAACGUACAAGGGCUAUUGAGUGGAAUUUAAAUGUGACUGUGGAACACGAAGAAAUCAGUCCACUGUGGUAUUCUCUAUACAUCACAGCUGCAAUUGGAUUUCUUCUAUGUGUAAUCACUACAGCUGUCUGCCUCUACAGAAAACUCAGGACCAGGACACAAAAUCCAGUCCAGGACCAGUUUUAUCUCCACUCAGUAGAAGAGACGUCCCUCCCUCCACCGCAGGAUGGCACAGGCAGUGGGACAAACAACAAGCGCGGGAGUCAGUACGCAGAGAGGCUCAAUUCAAUCUAUGGCCUCUGAGCUGACAAGACAUUUGAAUGAAAGUUAAACAAGAGACAUGGACAAACCCGGUGCUUCAAGGGAAGGCAAUCACAGGGAGGACAACUGGGCCACUGAUGCCUUUGUACAUUAUUACAUUACAUUAAAACCAGUGCCGUCACUUUAAGGACUUUGUUUUCACUUGUGUAUUCAGGGUUCUCUUUGCGUUUUCUUGUGUUUAUUAUGGUUUUAUCAUUUGUAUGAUGUGUUGAAUGUUUCCGUGUUUGUCGUGCACCAUGAGCUCACCAAGGAAAGCUCCUUACAAUGUGUAGGUGACUAUCGGUAACUUACAAUGAGUCACCGAGAGGAGUAGGGGAGAUUAACCUGCGGACGCGCUGGCAGUCAAUUAUUCACAGAUCCAGAGGCUGAGUUUUGUGGUUUUAUUUGUAAACAACAAACAAACUUUUGUGCUGGAUAACACACAUUCAUAAACGUUCAAAAUACUUGCUGUACAGAGGUGAUCAACAGCAUCAAACAAUGAUAAUAGUGAUAAUAGUAUUGUAAAUAGCGGUCAUCAAAAAAUAAGACUCCCUCACCCCCUCUACUUCCAUUCAUCCAACUAAACUACAGAACAGCAUAUAUAUCUCCUUUGCUAUCCCCAACACCACGUGACUCAAUUACCGGAUGUGACAAAAAAGGGUUUACAAAAUGACACAGGCCAUACUUGGCUCCUACACAAUGUUUGUUUAUUGGCAAUGAUGUGAACUCAACAGGCUUCGAUUGGGGGUCUGUGCCCUCUAGUGUUCUAUGAGAGAAUUACACAGGACAGAAACAGAUGUGUUUCUUGUAAAAGUGUUUUGUGAUCAAAACAAUGAAGUAUUCCAAAAUAGAAGCUGUUGACUUGGUUUGGGAAAUGCAUAUGUAAUGGUUAUUCUGCUUCUUAUAAGCAUCAAAAAGUAUUCAACAUGCACUGAAAGAACACUCUCAUGCUAUGGUGCUGAAAGGCCCAGCGUUAUACAGAGGUGGUUUUCUGCACUUGAACAUGUGGAUUUUGUGCAUUUUAAUGCCAACAAAUGAAAACAUUUUUACAGUUUAUUUUCAAGAAGGAGCUAGCUUAAAUUCUCAGGAUUCUAAUUUGAAUUAUAUUAUUUAUAUUUGACUGUCACAGGACUUCAGUUCCUCUAAAGAUACACAGAAAGAGUAACUAACCACUUCCUUUACUCUGUGCCGGAUAUGAGAAAAGGGAUUACUAAUGAUAUAUUUAUUAGAGUUUAUUUUCAGGAAGGAGUGAGUUUCAAUUCUCAAUGUUCCAAUUGUAUGAUUCUCAUGUGAAUUAAUGUUUCUUUGCUCCUCAAACUUACAACACGUAACUAAGUUCUGAGCAGACAAACCAUCUAACUAACCAGGAAAUAAGCACUUCCUUUUCUCUGUGCCUCCUCCACAAAUACAUUUCAGACGUGAUGCUGAACUUUCAGUCAGUCUUUGUCAGUCUGAUGGUCAUCAUGUUCAACCUAAACCAAGCAGCUCUUCUCUCCAUUCAACUAUUAGUUAUGUGCC